GUCACUGUGUUUUGGUUCCCCCUGUGUCUGGACCUCACGUGAACAUCAGUUCCCUUCUUCUUUGUAAUUUCCUCUCCCACCUUUUCAACAUGCAUCACACACACGAGCUGGAGCUUUUUCCUGAUCGCACAGUGACUCAGGUACUUUUUAAAGAGGUGAAAAACGCCGCGGAGCUCAGACAAAGUGCAGUGGACGGUCAAAUAAACGCGGCUCUGAUCAAGCCCACGAUGCUGGUGGAUCCUCUCCAGGUGCUGGUCGCUGCCAACAAAGCUGUUCACCUGCAGAACACUGGGAAAAUGAAGACAAGGAGUCUGAACUCAGAGAUGAUCUUCAACCUGUCACCUACUAAUAAUAUCUCAGAUGCCUUUAGGAGAUUUGGGAUCUCAGAUGGCGAUGACUCUGUGAUGGUGGUCGUCGUUCACGACAAAAACGAGUCGCAGCUUGUGGAGGACAUCGCGGCCAAGGUGGACGGACGACAGAUUCCAGUGGAAGACGUUUCCUCACUGUCGGACUCUGCAAAGAUCAGAAAGUUAUAUAAAGUUACUUCUCAGGAGGAGACGUGUGGGACUCUACUGGAUGCAGUCAUCUGCAGAAUGGCCACGAAGGACGUCAUGUAGCUACAAGAAAGAAGAGCAGGACACUUUUCUUACUGAAACACUUGUUGCAUGUUAAGAUUUCAGCUGUGGAAAAGAUUUCUCCCAGCUGAGCUAAAUAUAUCUUAUUUUUCUUAAGAGUC
Molecule: messenger RNA, 736 nt
Organism: Paralichthys olivaceus (Japanese flounder)
Lineage: Eukaryota; Metazoa; Chordata; Actinopteri; Pleuronectiformes; Paralichthyidae
Gene: tprkb
Product: Tp53rk binding protein
Biological process (GO): tRNA threonylcarbamoyladenosine modification
Cellular component (GO): EKC/KEOPS complex; cytosol; nucleus
Source: RefSeq, a predicted model, not a curated record